UGUUACUAAAGUAGUUAGCUAAAGGCGGUGCUACCUAGUUUGAGGAAACAUGUAGUUUAUCGCAGACUGUCUACUGACCACCAUUACACCUUCUUACUUAUUUAUGCUUAUUUGAUUAUUAUACCAUACUUGUAAACAAACACAUCCUACAUGUUUCUACGCGGGUCAAAAAAACGACGGUCGAGCCGCUCGCAGGAGGAAGACGAUCCAGACAGGGGGCAGCCCUGCAUGCGCUGUGGAGACCAGUGCCCAGGCUUCCGUGUCCACGGCUGGAGGAAGAUCUGUGUGCACUGCAAGUGUGUGCGAGAGGAUCAUGCUGUGCGCUCAAUGCCAAGCCAGCUGGAGAAGAUGAUGACAAAGUUGGUGUCCGAUUUCCAGAGACACUCCAUCUCCGAUGACGACUCGGGCUGCGCCUCUGAGGAGUACGCCUGGGUACCGUCCGGACUCAAGCCUGAGCAGGUGUACCAGUAUUUUAGCUGCUUGCCAGAGGACAGGGUGCCCUAUGUGAACAGCGCAGGGGAAAGAUACCGAAUCAGACAGUUGCUGCACCAACUUCCUGCCCACGACAGUGAGCCACAGUACUGCAACGCUCUGAAGGAAGAGGAGAAGAAGGAGUUACGUUUGUUCAGCCAGCAGAGGAAACGAGAUAAUGUGGGGCGAGGCGUCGUCAGACUCUUCCCCGUCACUAUGUCUGGAGGUGUCUGCAAGCAGUGUGACCGAAAGAUAACCGGUGGAGACAUCGCAGUGUUUGCCAGUCGGGCGGGAAACGGCAAUUGUUGGCACCCUCAGUGUUUCCAGUGUGCCUGCUGCAGUGAGCUGCUGGUCGAUCUGAUCUACUUCUACCAAGAUGGACAGAUCUACUGUGGCCGUCAUCACGCUGAGAGACUCAAACCCCGAUGUCAAGCUUGUGAUGAGAUCAUUUUUGCAGAUGAAUGCACAGAAGCAGAAGGAAGGUUUUGGCACAUGAAGCACUUCUGCUGUUUUGAGUGUGAGGCACCGCUGGGCGGUCAGCGUUACAUCAUGAGAGAGUGUCGGCCAUUCUGCUGCUCUUGCUAUGAGUCGCUGUAUGCAGAGUAUUGUGACACCUGUGGAGAACACAUCGGCAUCGACCAGAGCCAGAUGACGUACGAGGGUCAGCACUGGCAUGCCGUGGAGUUUUGUUUCUGCUGUUCCCGAUGUCGACUACCUCUGCUCGGACGCCCCUUCCUCCCUCGCAGGGGGCUCAUCUUCUGCUCCAGGUCUUGUUCACUUGGGGAAGACCCCAAAAACUCUGACUCUUGUGACUCGACACUGCAGAGCAGACCACUUCAGCGCAGGCGCUGUGGACCACCGCAAAUGCAGUGUGGUUCCCCAUUGCAGCCAAUAGAGGGCGUCAAACCUCCUAUAAGUCCUGUAAAAGAUUGCAUCUAUACUUUAUUGGAAAACAAAGGUGUCAACUGCUUGACUCCUGUUCAAAAUGGACUUCAUCCUAGAGGCUCCUUUUCACCUCUCCCUCACAUUCAUCGAGGAAAUGGUCUCAAACCCUCUUGGCCCUGCAACAUUCCACAUUACAAUUUAUUGCCAGAGGGCUGUGGAAUCAAAGUGCCUGUGAGCGGCCUUUUAAAUGGAAAUACUGGGCAUCCUGCACCGAGUCUUCGUUCAAGAGGAACCUCGACUGGUGCCGAUUGUAGGAAGUGGGUGGAAAAGACUAAUCAAGUCAUGAAAGAUGCUCUCCAGGCAAACACAACAUCACACACUGACAUGUCACCUGAACCGCCUCCUCUCCCAAUAAAGUCUCGAGACGUGAUACCGCAGGACUCAUCCCCUCUGAACACCCCCCAGUCAGAGCAGAGCCCCUCCCAUUCUCCACCCGCACUGUCUCGUAGUGGGACAACGCGGGUCAGCUUCAGGGAACCAAUCAGCAGCAGCUACUCUCUGGAUGAGGAAGAAGAUGAAGAGGAGAAUGAAGAAGUGCCACCAGAUAAUGAGGAUAGCCCUCAGGACGAAGAUGAAGUCAAAGGAGGGUUUGGAAGCAGUUUGCAUCUACAGAAAGGCAUCCCACCUCAGAUGGAUCUGCUCGAUGGAUCCUCUUACCACCAACGCAGUCUGCGGCGCGGCUGGAGUCGUGGCCGCGUUUCGUCUGACCCCAGCCUCCACCCGACCUCAGACAGAAGCUCCCGGCAUUCACAGGCCGACCGCCCUCCACUGGACACUUUGGAUCAUGGCGAGAGAGGGAACGAUGUCUCCUCUCUGGUCCUGCAGCCGGGCCGGCACAAACAUGAAGACUCUUGUUCCACCUGCUCCUCAUCGUCCGACUCGGAGCAAGAGGGCUAUUUCCUUGGACAGCCCAUUCCUCUGCCUCCACAGCUUCGAAAACAUGAAGCCAAGGAGGAUAAAGACACAAAAGAAGAAGGAGAACCAGCUCAGUGGGGACUGAGGGACAGUAUCAGGCGGAGACGAGCUCACAGUCUUGGUGCUAAGGACAAAGAUAAAAAUUGCACUGUCUCCUGACACAAACCCUGGAAAACCUCACGCUGUAGUUGUCACAAUUAUUUACCGCACAAGACUAAGUGAUGGGUACUGUAUGAAUGAUUAAUGGGUUGUUAUAGGCUAACAUGUUGCUACUUUUACAUUUGUCAUUCACAAUAUGUAUUUUUUACCUGUUGAGAAAGAUAUGAGAUAUUAUUUUUGGACUGAUCUACACUUUGAGCAUAAUGUGACAGAUUUGAAGGUCCUUUGGGUCAUCAUCACAAUUUUUUCCAGCAGACAUCUUCACGUACUGUAUGAACUUUGAGAAGUUUUGUGUUGUUGUUUAUUCAGUCAUUUAUUUUCCAUACAAUAAUCAGUGACCCUGCAGGGAAAUGUUACUUUCACCUUUGAAGUUGUUACAAAUGUACAUUUAAAGUGGAGAAAGUAUCAACCAAUAAAUGAGACCUCAUAAAUGAGACAUUAAAUAUAUUACAUAAUAAUUAGAUUUACUAUCAUUUAUAACAUGCAUCUGGGGAUAGGUUGAUUGGCAACACUAAAAAUUGGCCCUAGUGUGUGAAUGUUGUCUGCAUCUGUGUUGGUCCUGCGAUGAGGUGGCGACUUGUCCAGGGUGUACCCUGCCUUCCGCCCGAUUGUAGCUGAGAUAGGCUCCAGCACCCCCCGCAAUCCCGAAAGGGAUAAGCGGUAGAAAAUGGAUGGUUAGAUGGAUGAACUGUAGUAGU
Molecule: messenger RNA, 3188 nt
Organism: Nerophis lumbriciformis (worm pipefish)
Lineage: Eukaryota; Metazoa; Chordata; Actinopteri; Syngnathiformes; Syngnathidae
Gene: prickle3
Product: prickle homolog 3
Molecular function (GO): zinc ion binding
Source: RefSeq, a predicted model, not a curated record